AGGAGAACCUCCGACUCCGACACCGACGAGCGAUUCGUUUUCCAGAACUCCAGCACAUGGCGCUUCUCCGGUCCGCCGCCCGCGCGUUCCGGCUCCGGCAGCAUCUGGAGCAGCAGGGGCAGGGGCGCCUGCUGGCACGGCGCCCCGUCGAGGGCCCGAGCCCUCGCCUUCUCAGCAGCUCAGUGCCCACCGAGAGACACAAAUGUUUUCCCUCCUCAGAUCCUCGUUCAAGAGACAUGAUGGAACCCAAAAGGCAUGUAAAUGAGAAGAAGGAAGACAUUUAUCAACGACUAUCAACACAAGUUGACAAGAUUUUGGAUGGCUUGGAUGAGCAUUCGCGUUUACUUAAGGAACUCGAGGUUCGGAUAAAAAAUAAUAAUAAGCAUAGUCGAGAGAUAAACUUGACACCCGUAGCUGUGCUGGUGCCUGCCUCUUUCCUUUCGUUUGUCCUUUAUAAAUAUGUACAGGGCUGAGUUGGGAGGGGGAGAAAUGUCAGAAAACCCCCGACUUGGUGUAAACCUGAAUGCACUUUCUGUAUCCUUUGUAAAAAAUCGAGUGAUGUAGUGCAUUGGAUGUUAUAUUGCCUUACAAGGUUUCAUAAAACAAUUUGUGGUCUA
Molecule: messenger RNA, 617 nt
Organism: Phragmites australis (common reed)
Lineage: Eukaryota; Viridiplantae; Streptophyta; Magnoliopsida; Poales; Poaceae
Exons: 3
Coding region: 57-473 (138 amino acids)
Source: RefSeq, a predicted model, not a curated record